AUGGCUGACUCCAAAAAAUCCGUGGAAACGGGCGAAGUGCUCACAGAGAAGAAUGGCGAUGUCGAAAAGUACGGAUCCGAUGGCACUACCUCCGGGAACGAGAUUGCAGAGGACGACAGCAAGUAUCCCAGUGGCGCAGUCUUGUGGUCUAUCCUCGCGCCUGUUACGAUUGCAUACUUUCUCGUCUUUCUCGACAUGUGUGUGGUGUCUACUGCAACGCCCGCUAUUACGGCGCGAUUCAAUUCUCUGAUUGACGUGGGUUGGUAUGGUGGCGCGUAUCAGCUUGGGAGUUCGGCUCUCCAGCCGCUCACUGGCAAGAUUUACAGCCAUUUCAAUAUCAAGUGGUCAUUCCUCGUAUUCUUUUUCAUCUUCGAAGUUGGAUCUGCUAUUUGUGGAGCGGCCGUCUCGUCGCCAAUGUUUAUCGUCGGCAGAGCGAUUGCUGGUGCCGGAUCGUCUGGUAUUGGAAACGGUGCCCUGACCAUCAUCUCGGCUGUGCUACCUCCUAGGAAGCAAGCUCAAUUCCUGGGUAUCAACUUGGGCAUUGGGCAGCUCGGUAUUGCUUUGGGGCCCAUCAUUGGCGGUUCGUUCACCCAAAAUGUCACAUGGCGAUGGUGCUUUUACGUCAACCUUCCAAUUGGCGGUGCUCUGGCCAUUCUUCUGCUUUUCGUUAACAUCCCCGAGACGAUAAACAAGCUGCCCCCGAGACAAGUCCUCGGCACAGCCUUCAAAUCUCUGGAUCUUCCAGGCUUCUUCCUCAUCAGCCCCGCGGCUGUCAUGUUUUUGCUUGGAUUGCAAUACGGUGGCACCUUGCACCCAUGGAACAGCUCUGUUGUCAUUGGCCUUUUGGUCGGCGCUGGCGUCACAUUCAUCGUCUUCCUCGUCUGGGAAUACUACCAAGGCGACAACGCCAUGCUGCCAUUUGCCAUGAUCAAGAAGCGUAUUGUCUGGUCUGCUGCAGCCAAUCUGUUCUUCCUUCUUGGAGCUAUUUUGGUGGCUGAAUAUUAUCUCGCGAUUUACUUCCAAACCGUACUCGACAACACCCCCAUCAUGAGUGGUGUGCACUUGCUGCCGACGACGCUGGGAUUGGUCCUUUUCACCAUGCUUUCUGGAAUGUUCACUGAGAUCUUUGGAUAUUACCUCCCCUGGAACUUGGGAGGGAGUUCCUUUGCCGCCAUUGGUUAUGGCCUCAUGUCUAUGAUAAAGCCUACAACUUCGUCCUCGAAAUGGCUUGGAUACCAGGUUCUCUAUGGUGUUGGCAGUGGUGCUAUGAGCUCGGCGCCCUACAUCGCUAUUCAAAAUCUUAUCCCACCUCCACAAAUCCCUAUUGCCAUGGCCAUCAUAAUCUUUUGUCAAAAUAUGGGAGGUGCAGUCUUCCUUGUUGCUGCCAACACCAUCUUCACCAAUGGCCUACGGAAAGAGCUCCAAAAGCACAUCAACGAGAUCGGCGUCAACCCAGACAUCAUUCUCAGUACCGGAGCCACCACCAUCCGAAGCAUCGUUACCGGCGAUAGACUCACAGCCGCUCUCAAGUGCUAUACCACGGCAAUUAGCCAUGUCAUGUAUCUCGGUAUCGGAGUCAGUGUCGCCACCUUUGCUUUUGGCUGGGGCUUGGGCUGGGUUGAUAUCCGGAAGGUGAAGCAGCUACAGGCCAUUAAGGCGGACCCUUCUCCAGCUGCGCCUGAGAGCAAAGAUAAUGAGGAUUUGGCCGCCGAGUAA
Trichoderma harzianum CBS 226.95 is the source of this 1716-nucleotide messenger RNA. RefSeq lists its product as hypothetical. The coding region runs from base 1 to 1716 and encodes 571 amino acids. NCBI's taxonomy places the organism in Eukaryota, Fungi, Ascomycota, Sordariomycetes, Hypocreales, Hypocreaceae. The transcript has 5 exons. Gene Ontology annotation, biological process: transmembrane transport. Gene Ontology annotation, molecular function: transmembrane transporter activity. The record is from RefSeq and is a predicted model, not a curated record.